This is a messenger RNA of Eriocheir sinensis (Chinese mitten crab), 3492 nucleotides long. RefSeq names its product basement membrane proteoglycan-like. Gene Ontology annotation, cellular component: plasma membrane. Bases 268 to 2253 code for a protein of 661 amino acids. Lineage: Eukaryota; Metazoa; Arthropoda; Malacostraca; Decapoda; Varunidae. The transcript has 7 exons. The record is from RefSeq and is a predicted model, not a curated record. Gene Ontology annotation, molecular function: protein binding.
ACCACUGCUCCGCUCAAAUCUGGCAAGGGCAGUGUGUGCUUCCACAUGAUCGUGUGUUUUCCCUCCUUUCUGCGUAUUGUGAGCUCGGAACUAUUAUUUUUGAUGUGUUUUCAUGUGUGUACCAUUAAUUUUCUACCAUUUACAUACACAUUUGUUCACUAGUGUUGUUUGUUUGCAGGGAGCAGCGUGGUGGAGGGAGAGUUUAGGAUUACGAAUCAGAAUUUCUGGCCCGGCCUGGAAGACCCGACCUCUGAAGAAUACCGAGCCAUGGCCCAGUCCAUCGAGAACGAGCUGGACAUGUUAUUUCAUGCAUCAGUUUGGGCUCGUGAGUACAAUCAUAGCCAAGUCAUAUCCUUGUCGGAGGGUUCCCUGUUGGUACGAGCUCAGCUGGUGCUCAAUACUGCUGAUGUUGCCGCUGCUCAGAAACUUGGAACAGUUUUCCUUCGGGGCCUCCACAACCGUCAUGGGCAUGAGUGGCUGGGGCAAUAUUCUGUUGAUAUAACGUCCAUUAGGUUCACUGAAGUGUUGGUGGACACCUUACCUUCGUCCAGCACUCCACCUCCCACCACCGCAACACCCGCCGCUACCACUGUUGCUGGCAUGCAAGAGUCUUCCACAGUUGUCAUGGAGACUUCUCAUCAUUUAGCAAACCUUAAUGUUGGGUGGGGAGAGUGGAGUCCAUGGUCUCCCUGCUCCCCUUGCUCUCCACAGUAUGACCAAAUUAGAACUCGUGACUGUCGACUGGAUGCAGGUCAGGGUCUUUUGGUUAACAGCAUUGAACCAUGCUUACCAUCUGGCCUAACAGGGCCACUGCAUGGUUCAGGGGGAGAUAUGGAGACACGACCAUGCCAGUGUCACCACACUACAGGUGCUGCAUCCUCUUCAUCUACUUCCACUACUACCAGCUCAACCACAACCACCACCACAACCUCCAUUACUACCAGCACCUCUAAGCCAUGGAGGGAAGAACAGCCACAAAAAGAAGAGACAGUGGACGAAGUCCUCAAUGAGCGACUGUGUGACUCAUGCCUGACAGAAGAAGUGUGUGUUGGGCUUCAGGGAGAACCCUACCCUACCUGUCGCCCUGCACGGGACUCUGGGGACAGAACAGGCUGUGGAGGUCUCUGUGCCCUUGACACAGAAGUGUGCCAGGCUCUAGGGUCCAGGGCCUUCCAGUGCCACAGUGCCUCUCUCUGUCUACACGAUGAGUGGCGGUGUGCUGAUGGACUGUGCAUCCCUCUCAUCAAGCGAUGUGAUGGUCAUAUGAAUUGUUAUGACCAGAGUGAUGAGCAGCACUGCAGAUGUGGUCCAGAUAAAUUCCAGUGUGGCAACAAUACCUCAUGUCUCCCUGUAACCUCAAAGUGUGAUGGCAAAAUGGAUUGCUGGGAUGGCUCUGAUGAAGCCAACUGCACCACCUUGUGCCCCAACCCUGACACUCAGUUUACUUGCCGCAGCAGUCAGUGUAUCCCCCAGUAUCAAUUCUGCGACGGGUUGGCGGACUGCAGGGACGGGUCAGAUGAACCCUUCGGUUGUUCUGGACGGUGCCAACCCAACGAGUAUCAAUGCCGGAAUAGGAGAUGCAUCCCAACUGCCCUCAUCUGUGAUGGUUGGGACUCGUGUGGCGACAGCAGUGAUGAACAGAACUGCAAUCGGCCUCUCAUCCCUCUCUCACCGGGAACGGGAGCUUCUUUCGUGAACACAACUUCUAUUAGGACAUUGACAGGGUUCAGAUCAGAGAAUGCCACAGUAGGAUCACAAAAUGAAAGCACAAUAGAAACUGACAAUAUUUGGCUCUCUAAAACUGAGGGCAGAAAUAGUUCAGAGUUAAUUGAAGUUGAUUUCUCUACUACAGAACUAAAAAAAAAUGUUAGUGUGUCAUCAGUGCUAUACUUGACAAAACCAAGAAACAUCUCUAAUCUCACCCAGUCUCAAACACCUAGUAAUACUAAGCUGGAAAGUCAUACAAAGGACAACAAUAGACAUAUAAGCACAACAGGUGUGAAUGUUCCACAGACUUUGAACGAAGAAGCAGUAGCUACUGUUCCAUUUAGAGACUGGAGGCGAACUUUGCAAGUCAUGCCAAGAAUGGAAGAUUAUUUAAGAACUUGGCCCAAGUCAAAAACAGUCUCCAGUCGUGAUCCUAUGGCCAGAACUUACUCAAUGAUCCAUGAAAUAAACAGCAAAUUUCAUGACUCAGACAGAGCAGUCAGCAAUAUGGAUAUGCAGGGUAAUAGAAAAACCUCUCUUGGAUAAAAAAAUAAGUACUCAAGUUAACCAAGAGCAUGGCUAAUAACUGUAUUAUCAGUCUGAGAAUGAAGAUGGUGGUCUGUGUGUGUGUGUGUGUGUGUGCACACCUGCCUGCAUGCAAGUGUGCUGUGUGUAUUUGCCCAUUCUUAUGUAUGGGCAUUUGUUUGUGCACAUUCAUUUGUAAUCUGUGCAUGUGUGUGUGUGUGUGUGUGUGUGUGUGUGUGUGCUCAUACAUGCUUAUGUAUGUCCCUGCAUGUAUCCAUGUGUGUUUGUGUGUUCACACAUUUUGUAAUGAACAAUUUUAUAUACCAAGUGAAAAUGGAUGUAUAUUCAAAUUGUCAAAGUCAAUUGCUAUUUUUAGUAUAUCAGUGUUAUAAGAAUGGAGAAAUAUAUUGCAUCACAAUGUUGACAUAUUGAUGUUGUGAGGAGUCCUUUUUGUAUAUCUAGUUGAGAAAUACCAAAGAUUGUAUGUAUAUUUUGUCCUGCACUAGGACCAUAUGAUGUUAUCUAGUCUGUAUGAAACUGUACUUAUCAUGUAUUAGUUGAGAGCCUUGGGUACAGUUGCUGCUGUAUAUGAGAGUAUGAAAAAGCUCUCGUAAGAAGUUUCCUCAUGUUGCAGUGACUAUGCCAGAAAUUAUAGUUGAGACUUCUCAGCUAAGUUUUGAUAAUGGCAGAGAGGGAGUGCUACUGGCUGUAGCAAGUCCAUGUGCCUGUUGCAGGCUGUUUCUCUGCUGUCAUUCAGAACUCUUGAAUAUGCUUGUUUUACUUUGCUCUCCCACUACUAACAUUUAACAAGUUUCUUUUGUCUUACUCUUUAUUUUGCGGAGGAAAUUUUGGGAAUGAUUUGAAUUUUCCAACUGAAUAUGAGACUACUCUGUCAUUUCACAUAAAGUGUAAUCAAUAUGGAAAAGACUAAGGAAUUGACACUACCAGAAGUUGUAAGCAAGAAAUCACGAAUGUUCUUUGUCAAUAAUGUCAUGAUGCCUAGACUAACAAUGGUCAAGAUUUAUUAUAUUCCAUUGACAUAUUUGAGUUGAAUCAGGACAUUGUGCCUUCUUAGAAAAACAAAGUUGGAAAAAUAUAUUCAAAGGAUGCACUGUAACUACUUUUUCUCUAUACACUUCUACAGCAUUUUUAAGUUAAAUCAUUGGUUUGAAAGAUUCAAAUGUUGAUUCUAAAUUAGCUUGCAUAUGUUUUCAACUAAGCAUAAACUCAUUAUUUCCUGUUAAUUAUAAUUUUAUAGUA